AUGGCUUCUCCACAAUGCUAUCGUUUAGUUCUUGCUUUGCUAGCCACCUCCCUCUUCAUCAACCCUGCCUGGACUGACGAAGCAACUCAAAACCUAAUAGACCAUAUCUGUCGACGAAUGGAGGAAUAUGCAUUCUGCGACAACACUUUCAACCAAAACCUGAAAGGUCGUCAUGCAGAUAUGGCAGCUGUGACCCUAAUAACCAUCGAGCAAGCCGUCAGCCAUGCGACCAACACCCACAGUUUCAUCGCUCGACUCCUCAAGAAGGCGACCGAUCCAGCAGACAAGAAGGCUCUCACAACCUGCCAAGACGCUUACCACCUGGUGAUGGGUGGUUUCCAGGAAGCUGCAGCGGCUUUCUUUCUGAAAGAUUAUGACAGCAUGUUGUUGUCCGAGAGGCCAACACCUAGAGCACAAGCUGGUUGCACCGCUAUCUUUAACACCCCACCCAAUCCAGCUAGCCCUGUUGGUGAUAGAAAUAGGCAAAUGAGGAUCUUAAUUGCCAUGGCCAUUGCUGCUGGAACUGAGCUUACCAGGCCUCUUGAUUCAUAA
Molecule: messenger RNA, 552 nt
Organism: Theobroma cacao (cacao)
Lineage: Eukaryota; Viridiplantae; Streptophyta; Magnoliopsida; Malvales; Malvaceae
Product: putative invertase inhibitor
Biological process (GO): negative regulation of catalytic activity
Molecular function (GO): pectinesterase inhibitor activity
Source: RefSeq, a predicted model, not a curated record